This is a messenger RNA of Symbiodinium sp. CCMP2456, 450 nucleotides long. NCBI's taxonomy places the organism in Eukaryota, Dinophyceae, Suessiales, Symbiodiniaceae. The record is from the annotation of a GenBank genome assembly.
GUGCGAGACUGGACGGAACCCGACACCGUGCGCGCCCAUCGCCGAGUGGUGAGGGAACGCCAGAAGCGUGGAACCCUGGCACGCCCCAGCGGCCGUACAGCGCGCUCAAAGUCGACUCGCCGUUCGCUUGAGGUGGAUUUCUGCAGAGCCACAAAGCUUCCAACUGCCACGACCCCUGCGUCGCCGGAGACAACGGUCGCCGAGGAUCCGCCGUGCUCGCGGGAGAGCAAAGGCGCGGAGCCUUCGACGCCGGUGACACCGCCAGUGGCCGCGGCGGAAAACGUCGCCGCGCCGCCCUCUGAUGGCAAGAGCAAAGGCAAGGGCAAGGGCAAGUCGAAGCCAUUGCCGCCGCCGCCACCGCCGGGCGCUGCGCCGCGGAGCACGCGGAAAGUGGCGAAGCCUUAUGCCAGGCGGCUGGACUGGCGGGCUUUGGCCGCUGAGAAGCUCAAG